AUGUCGAAUCCGUUAGAGUCUUUGUUUGGACUGUUCCCCCAACUUCGGGAUCGAAGCUCAGAUACCUCCAUCAAUAUCUCGCGGAACAUUCCUUUUAUAUUGCCUCUUAGCCAAUUAGGCCUGUCUACAAGUGGCACCUCGGUCUCACAAGGCAAUUUCCACCCUCUGAGUACGUCGAACACUGUGUCGGAGAGUGCAGCCCACGGCCACAUAUACUCGGGAGGGAUGCCGGCACCCUUGUGGAUCCAACGCGAGCAGCAACUUACUCCGUUUCACUUUCCAUCCGCACCCACCUCUCAAAAUUUAGACGACACAAAGCUUCGUGAGGAUGGUAAUAAGGCGUUCAGGGAAGGGCGCUACACUGAAGCGCUUAAUUUCUACACCCAAGCCAUCGAGCGAAAUCCUAACCAAGAGCUCAACUUCUCCAACCGUUCAUUUGCACACUUCAAGCUGGGAAAUUAUGAGGCCUCUGCUAAGGAUGCCAUGGAAGCGAUUCGAAUAAACUCAAAUUUUUAUAAGUCAUACUAUCGCCUAGGCCUCGCACAGGUUGCGAUGGGCGAAUUUGCCAUGGCAUUGGAGAGUUUGAAAAAAGCACUGGAACUGACGCCGGUGAAUGAAAAGCAGCCGAUUAUUGUCGCGAUCGCGAAAUGUGAAUCGAAGCUUGCUCGGGCGCCGACUAGUUCCUCUAAUGGUUCGAUAAAUUUAGAUUCGCUGCAGUCACCAUUAAUGAUCAAGUCCGCUGAGGCGGAUGGCUACCCUUGUUCGGAACCGCAGGUCGACUACGCUCAUCUGCAGAAUUGCCUUGCCUCCAUCGGGGAGUCCCGCGCGCGUGUAGAUUCCUAUCAAAAAAUGUUCCAAGAGCAAGACGACAUCGUGAAUUGUAGUUCGCGUGUGCAGAGGGUGAAACACCUUAUGAAUGUUGCCACCACGCACAAGUUAAGCGAACUUUGCAAGCACGCUCAGGAGAUGCAAGAGGAGCUUCGAAACACGCUCAAUAGCCAGGAUCGAGCUUCAUACUACAACGCCAAGCGCAAUCGAGAUGAGACCUACAAAAACGUGUGGGAAACGGCCUCUGAGGUAGAGAGUGCGAUUGCGAAGUUGCGCGCGAUAGCGGCCGAGGAGCAAGCCUUUUUCAGGCGCUUUGGGUCUAGAAAAGGGGGCUCACAAGAGGUUACUACCACCGAAUCUACGGACGACUAUUUUUCAUCCAAAUCGUCAUCUCCGCUGACGUCGCAGCAUCCUUUUCCCACCUCCACUUUCCCAUCCUCUCCUCAGGCCGCAGGACACGAGGCGGGUCAUUUUGAGGAUCUCCUCCGGCGGAGGUUGACGAUCAACGAAAAUGUGCGAAAGGUGCAGCGAUGCUUCGCCGCCACCGAUUCCGCAGGCCGCGCCUUUCAACAGGCAUUGGAAAAAGAGGCGGCCGAGAUGAAGCGUAUUCUCCCUUUACUGGAAGAGGCGUCGAGCCUGAACCUCGAGCUCGAAGAGCAGGCUCGACAUGUCGCUCAUUUUGCGACCCGUGAGCUCUCGGCUAGUCGAUUGGAGGCGCUGGACCAGAUGAGCGCGAUGGUUCAACGCGUGAAACUCGAUGAGGGCUCAUUCAAGGCGACGCUCGAGGAGGGCAAUCAUCUCUUAGAGGAGGAAGCCCAGCUCGAGAAGGAGCGUCUGAUGCUGGAACGGCAGCGGAUUCAACUCCAGGCGGAGGUCGAGUGGUUGAAGGUGCAGGACGAGCCGGAGAAUCGGGUUUUGGUCUUGCAGAACCACAUCAAGGCCGUCCAGCAGCGCAUUGCCGACAUUCACACACGACAAAAUGAGGUUCAGAAGCGUAUUUUCGAACUGGUCCAGACGGAUCAUCCGGAGCUUGUGUGGAAGUCCAUCGCCUCCAGCUCACGCAUCUUGCGCCUUAUUAAAGGUAGCGGCCUCUGGUUGAACGUGUCGUUUUCGGACUUCCAGAUCGUAUCAACCCUGUCGUCGACCGUGAAUAGCAAGGUCUACCAUGCCGUGCGGCGCGGCGACCACUUUGCUUUAAAGGAGAUCGCUGUCGACGAUGAGAAAGUUCGCCGGCAGUUUCAACGGGAGGUGAACAUCGUGGCCUCUUGCUCGCAUCCAAAUAUUGUUCGAGUCAAAGGGGUGUUCUUCGAUGGUCCAUUCGCGUAUAUUCUUCUUCCCUAUUACCAUCGUGGGAGCCUCAAGGCACUCCUCGCUAAAAAAGAGCCGAUCCCAUGGGGGGAGGUGCAGAGCAUCUUCCGGCAGCUUGCUACCGGUCUCUCAUAUCUGCAUGAGCGGGGGAUCUGCCAUGCGGAUAUCAAGCCGUCGAACAUCCUGAUGUCCGAUAGCGGUAGCCCCAUGAUUUCCGAUUUUGGCAUCGCCAGGGAUAAUGGACCACUCGGGGAGACCUUUGAUAUCACGGUAACGAACAGCUCCUCAAAUAUGCAAAACGUCCUGGGGACGAUGCAGUACAUGGCGCCCGAGCAGCUCCUCGGUGAGCGCAGGGGCGCAACGAGUAAGAGCGAUAUUUGGGCGCUCGGCGUUACCUCUUAUGAGGUGGCGGCGUUUAACGCCUUCUUUCACGACGCGUCGGUCGGGGAACCGAGCCUCCCCCUCAUUCCGUCGAGCGGCGGCACCGUGGAGAUCUCCGCGCGACGCGUCGGGGGGGAUGAAAAACUCGCCGAUUUGAUCAUGUUUGCGCUGACAGUAGAUGUGAACAGGCGGGCGACCGCCUACGAGCUGCUCGCGCAUCCGUAUUUUAGCUCCUCGAUGAGCUCCCUUUACUGCAACGGCAGCAGCGCGACUCUCGCGAAGAGCGAUGAGCGGAUUGACGCGGUGCGCUCCUACAUUCACGCGAUUCGCGCGACGCACUCGCAAAAGACGCUCGUGUCCGUCUCGAGGAAUCAAAUGGUGGAAUCGCUCACGAAUAUCAUUGAGCGAUUUGACGAGGAGGAUAUGAUGGCGCCGAUCAUGGUCGUGUUUCAGGGCGAAUCUGGCAUCGACGAGGGCGCUCUCACGACGGAGAUGUUGACGUUGUAUUACGAGCAACUUGUUAAAAGAGAGAAAGCGCUCGUGUGCUCGAUAAGCGACGAGGAGGAGUCAUCGAGGGAUCCGGACGUGGGUAUCGUGACGGGGGUGACUUAUAUACCCGCUGAGGAUGAUAAAAACAUACGAACCAGCGUAUUUGAAUUACUUGGAAAGGUGCUGUUGAAGAGCAUCGUCGAGAACCGCCCGUUGCCACUUCAGCUUAACCUCUCCGUUCUCAAAUACUUCUGUGGUGCGUCCAUCUCCAUGUUGGACUUGGAGGAGUAUGACCGAGUUUUGGCGGAGUCGCUUAAACGUCUGCGCUUGCUUUCUGCGGAAGACCUGGAAAUGGCGGAGCUGAAGUUUUCAACCUUUACCGCAACCUUCUUGUCUAACCACUUCGAUGGAAAGUACAUACGGGAGACCGCCGUAACAACCGAAAAUGUGCGCGACUAUGUCGAACUUAGGGUUCAAUUCGACCUCAUUGAGCGACGAAAACGUGCCUUGGCAGCGAUGAAGAAGGGUUUCUACAGUGUUCACUCCAUCGAACCGCAUCUCAAGCUGCUCUCUCCAUCAGACCUCGUACUGCUAUUGUGCGGCGUUCAACACGUCUCCGCCCAAGCAAUCGUCGACUCGCUCGAGUUUCAUGGGUUUGAUAGCACAUCCAAAACCCCAACUUAUUUGAAGGAGUUUCUUCUAGAAACUUCACAAAACAAUUUGCGACGCUUUUUACAGUUUUGCACUUCCUCAGCUGCGAUGCCCGCAAAUAACAGUCUGAGGAAGAUCAAGGUGAUCAAGGCCUCGGACCCCCGUCGCUUACCGGUAGGUCAUGGAUGUGUGCAUCAACUAGACCUUAUGGACUACAAUGACAAAGAUGUAUUAAAGGAGAAGCUUGAAAUUGCGUUAGCCCACGUAAGUGAUGGUUUCCAUAUUGUGUAA
Molecule: messenger RNA, 3948 nt
Organism: Phytomonas sp. EM1
Lineage: Eukaryota; Euglenozoa; Kinetoplastea; Trypanosomatida; Trypanosomatidae
Source: the annotation of a GenBank genome assembly